UUUAGAUCUUUGGAGCACAAACAACUGACUAGGUGCCUUUUCUCGAACAGGCAUGCUACACACACUGGUGCUAGCUAACCAGCUUUUAUGCGCCGCUUCCUCGAAUGGAUAUGUUGGGUUAGGUUGGGCUGGAUGCUUUUCCGGACCCAAUUGCUAUCAAGUGGCUCUCCAUUUUCAACAAUCAGAGAGUCAUUGCGAGAUGUGUUCUUUUUUAGGGAAUGACUGGUGGCAAGGUACCAUUCGACAUGAUUGUCUGCUUGAUUGUGUGGUGUUUUGAUUCCACGAAAGCCUAUCCUCUCAUUUAGUGUUUACUGCAGUGAUCAAUGAAAUUAUUAUCGCGAUAACAUCGAUGAUCAGCAGUAGGGCCCCGGCCAUCAAAAAUCGAGGGCAGAAUAUAGCAAAGAGCAUUAGGUGGCGUCGUAGGACACUAGCCCAUAUUGCCGUUGACAACGCCCAUACCGAGUAUAUCAAUAUAUGGAUUGCGAAUGAGUUGGUUACACUAUGAACUUCCUGAGGCUGUACAUCCCGUGAUAUGAUUAGAGGGAUCGAAAAUGCAGCGACAAUUGGGCCAGCAAAGGUAUUGAGGGUCACAAGCAACGAGGACCAAGGAUAGUGAAGGUCCUGGGACAGGAUAUAAGCAGC
Messenger RNA from Aspergillus pseudotamarii, 642 nucleotides. RefSeq lists its product as uncharacterized. The record is from RefSeq and is a predicted model, not a curated record. Bases 53 to 277 code for a protein of 74 amino acids. The transcript has a single exon. NCBI's taxonomy places the organism in Eukaryota, Fungi, Ascomycota, Eurotiomycetes, Eurotiales, Aspergillaceae.